UCAAGACAGGCGUCAGUGCCGUUCCGGCACUCGGACGCUCCGUCAGACGAACAGGCUGUGCUGGCCUGGAUCUCACAUGAUACUUUAGGUCCAUAGGCGCAUCACGAACAUGAUGCUCGGCGCUCGGGCAGCAAGCGCGGCGUUCUGCGUGUCUGGUCUCACCUUGUCUUUGAAUUUGGGCACCGCCUCUGCGCUGCUUUCCUCCAAGCGCGUUCAAAAGGGGGACGGCAAGGUGGAUCUGUGGCAUGCAGUUCAGGAGAUGAAGGCGGCGGACAAAAAGGUGUGCGUCACGGUCAAUGGCCCGUACAUGGGUGGAAUGGCUAACGUGGUCGCAUUCUUCAACGAGGGCGUGGAGUUCGCCUUGAAGGCUGGAGUCCCAUUCGUCUUUCCCCCGCUUCGCUCGUCGGCCACGACGCACAAGGACAUCGGCGACGAGUUCGUGGAUCUGUUCGGGCACGCGACGGAGCCCGAUGACGCGUGUGGUGGAAGGGCCUCCCGGCACGACGCUUCUUGCGAGAAGCCGUGCAAGGCUUUUGGGGGCAAGAGCUUCUGCGGCCCCGAGGAGAAGUGGGCCCACGUGAAGAGGUGCCCGGUGGCCAACAUGUCUGUGGACCUCGUGUCUGAAACUCCGAGGGGCGACGCCAAGUGCCAGUGCCCAAAUCUCGUCGUCCUGGACGGUGCUGGCAUAGCAUUCUGGGGCAGGGGCUGGGACUACAAGAAGACACACGGGUACCUGUCUGAGCACUACUGGCAGGCGGAGAGCAGCAAGGCCGUGCCGGUCAAUUUCGCAGCUCACAUGAGCAUCCCAUCAAAGAAGUACAGCGUGGUGGCUCACGUGCGCCUCGGCGAUGUAAAGAAAGCGGACAAGCACUCGAAGAUAGCGCUCAAGCGCGCCGACCCAGAGUGGAUCUUGGCGGCGUUGCAGAAGAUCGCAGAGAAGUUGCCCGAGAGUUGCGCCCACUUCACCCUUGUGACGGACGCAGAGGACCAGGAAGGCGGGGAGGUUGGCAGCAUCGUGAGCAAGUUCGCCAGCCGCACCCAGGGCAGGAAGAUCUCGGUGGUCGGGCCCGAGGCCGCGACCGUGGAUGCCUUCCGCCUCAUGACCCACGCCGACGUGCUGCUGGCCGGGGGCAGUGACUUCUCGCGGCUCGCCGCCGUGCUCGCCCGCGACACGUCCGCCGUGUUCGUGCAGGACUUCCAGAAUUCCGUCGUCAACAACGUCCGCUUCUCGCGGCCGUCCCUGGAGUUCCUGCCGAACCGCACGACCCUGCCGCUCCAGAGGCUGACGGCCGUCGGGCCCAAGAUCGCCGAGAACAAGGCGCUGAGGCGGCUGAUGAGAGCCUGCGGCGCCCUGCCGGCGGCGGCCGACGAGGCGGGAAGCCAGCCCGCCGUCCGCCUGCAGAAGGUGAGGGGGAAGGUCUCCCUGAAGGACGGGGCGGCGGGCUCCAAGGGCAGCAAGGCGGGCGCCGCGCAGGCCAAGAAGGCUGGGGCCGACGCCAGCGCCAACGCGACAUACGUGGCGGCGUACCAGGCGUUCAUGGACAAGUGGCCCGUCACGAGGUACAACAUGUUCAAGAGCUUCUCGCGCGUGACGAAGUACGGCCGCCACAAGUUCCCAGGGACGGUGCUGAAGUCGCCAGGGCUCUUCAAGAAGUUCGACUGGGUUGUGACUGGCCCGUACUCGCACAAGCAUGGGGAGGACCCAAAGACGUUGUUCGUCCAGGGCACACCAGAUCAGCUGGACAACCUGCUGGAGACGGCCCGGGAGCAGUUUGAUUCCAGUCGUCACGACCGGGUGCUCGUGCUGGGCGGCAGCGACAUGUGGCUCUCGGAGGUGCUGACCCACACCGACAACUUCCACACCACGGAGCACAACCCCGACGGCUACCACGACAUCAUCAAGGCCCAGGCCCCUGAGGUGAACGGGACGCUCAAGGAGCUGCACAAGUACUUCGGGCGCAUCUUCUUCGAGGCCAAGGACAUGCACAUCGGCGACGUCAGGACCAUGCCCAUCGGCCUCACCGAGUUCAACCUGCGCAGGCAGGACGUCUUCGACACCUGCUGGCCCGAGGUGGAGGCCGCGGGCGUCUCCGACGAGGCCAAGCCCCACGGCGUCCUGGCCGCCUUCGGCAUCUACCACGACCUCUCGCACUGCAACCGCGGCCUCGGCAGGGCCGUGGCGCUGCGCGAGGAGGCGCGGGCCUGGAGCAACAGCAGCGCCGCGCUCGCCGCCGGGGUGCGCACGGGCAUCGUGGAGCCGCUGGACUGGUGGAGGACGCUCUCCGCGCACAAGUUCAUGAUGGCCCCCGCGGGCUGCGGCGUGCAGGCGCCGAAGCAGCUGGAGGCGCUCAUGGUGCUGACCGUCCCCAUCCACCACCGCGCCUUCCCCGCCUGGGACGACCUGAAGUCCUACGGCUUCCCGAUCGUGGUGGUCAGCGACUGGAGCGAGGUGACCAAGGAGGCCACCGGCAGGUGGUGGAAGGAGCUUUCACCUCGCCUCGUGAGCUUCCGGGAGAACUGCCUCACGACGGAGGGGUACUGGAAGCUCUUCACCGGGCAGGUCGAGUACUGCAGCUGAGCUCCGGCGCCGCCCGCUCCCAUCUUCCCCGCGCCGCCCGGCGCCCCGCGAGGCACCGGCUGCCCGACGGGGCAGAGCCUGCGGCGCACGUCGCCUCACCGAGUGGCGAGGCGUUGGCGGAGGAGGGCGAGCGGAGCGGGAAGAGGAGUGGAGGAGGGGCGAAGCCGAAGCCGGUCGGGCGAAGAAGGAGGGAAGUCACGCCCAUCAGCACGCCCUGUGGACGCCAGCUCUCGCUCAAGGAGAUCGAGAACGUGCACUUGGCCCCAGGGGCGUUUGCUCGGAGCUCCUUGAAUCGUCGACCUGUUUCGUAUCUCUGGG
This is a messenger RNA of Prorocentrum cordatum, 2896 nucleotides long. The record is from the annotation of a GenBank genome assembly. Lineage: Eukaryota; Dinophyceae; Prorocentrales; Prorocentraceae.